This is a messenger RNA of Syngnathus acus (greater pipefish), 2748 nucleotides long. It is a transcript of the gene mmel1, whose product is annotated as membrane metallo-endopeptidase-like 1. The transcript is spliced from 24 exons. NCBI's taxonomy places the organism in Eukaryota, Metazoa, Chordata, Actinopteri, Syngnathiformes, Syngnathidae. Bases 343 to 2655 code for a protein of 770 amino acids. The record is from RefSeq and is a predicted model, not a curated record. Gene Ontology annotation, molecular function: metalloendopeptidase activity. Gene Ontology annotation, cellular component: plasma membrane. Gene Ontology annotation, biological process: protein processing.
GCAAUGCAAACACACACACACACAUAGUCCUGGCAUUCCUUUUAUCAGAAACACACCUACAUCCCUCCCUCUCUCUCUCUCUUUCUCUCUCUCUCUCCGUCUGCCGCCUCCCUCGUCUCCCGCGAGCGCCACACGGGCUCACAAGUGGAUCUCCCCCUCGAGCAAACUGCAGCACGGACUCAUUUCUCCAUGCACCAGCUCUGAGUGGAUGCUCACUCAGCAGGGGUGUUUUGAGAUAUUAGCGCGCUGUGUGUGGAGGUGAGAGUGGGUGUGGUGGUGGGGGGGAGGGAAGCGACUCACCCACAUCCACCAUCCCCGUUCAAAGAGGCUACAGUCAGGAGAAUGGGCAAAUCGGAAAGCCAAAUGGAUAUCAUGGAGAAAUCGGGUAAACCUGGCAAACGUGGAUGGACGGUAGCAGAAAUCGGUCUGUCUGUGCUCCUGCUGCUAGUCAGCUGCGCCUUGGCCGGCCUGGUGGUCCUCUACACAUCGGUGCUCAAAGAACAAUCUCAGCGUUCGAGUGGGUCGCGCAGCUCAGCAGACAUGGGAGGUCAGCUGUUGCACUCCAACCUCGACAGUGUGUGCACAACUGCAGAUUGCGUAACCGCAGCGUCACGGCUCCUGCAGAACAUGGAUGCGUCGGUGAAGCCCUGCGAUAACUUCUACCAGUACGCCUGCGGGGGCUGGCUGGAGCGCCAUGUCAUCCCCGAGACCAGCUCGCGUCACAGCGUCUUUGACAUUCUCAGGGACAAGCUGGAGAUUGUUCUCAAAGGUGCUUUGGAGACGGAAAGCAAAGAAGACAGAGAUGCCAUCAAGAAAGCCAAAAUACUUUACAGCUCCUGCUUGAAUGAAAGCCUCAUUGAGCAGCGCGACUCUCAGCCACUCCUGAUGCUCAUCGACAUUAUUGGCGACUGGCCUGUGGCUUCUGAUGACUGGAACGCCACCUCUGAGGAAGAAUGGAACGUCGAGGACACGCUGGCCACAAUGACCGCUCGCUUUCAUAAGAAGGCUCUCCUGGACAUGUCCGUGUGGACCGACGACCGAGAUUCUCGGCGCCAUAUCGUUCAUAUUGACCAGCCGGGACUUGGGAUGCCUUCGAGAGAUUAUUAUUUUAACGAUGGAAACUACAAAAGGGUUCGCGAGGCCUACCUCCACUUCAUGGUCACCAUCGCCAAGAUGACCCGUGAGGACAGGAACCUGACGCAGGACGAUGAACGCGUGUGGGAGGAAAUGAUGCAAGUCUUGGACCUGGAGACGGACAUUGCCAACGCCACAUUGCCGGCUGAGGAGCGUCAGGAUGUCACCGUUCUUUACAACAAGAUGACGGUGAACGAGCUGCAGAGUACUUUUGGCUUUAACGGUUUUAACUGGACACGGUUUAUUCGAGGCGUGCUAUCCAGCGUGUCACUCAGUGUGGAGCUGGAAGAGGAAGUGGUGGUGUACAGCUCACCUUACCUGGACAAGAUGAAUGAAGUCCUCUCUAGACACAGUGUUCGAACUAUGCAGAACUAUCUUACCUGGCAGCUGGUCAUUGACAGAGUUAACAGCUUAAGUCGGCGUUUCAAAGACGCCAGGGCCCGUUACAGGAAGACUCUGUAUGGGACCACGGUGGAGGAUGCCUGGUGGCGAGAAUGUGUCCGAUACGUCCAGAGCAGCAUGGAGAAUGCCGUCGGAGCGCUGUACGUACGAGAGACUUUUGCCGGGGAAAGCAAACGAAUGGUCAGUGACCUCAUCGGAAAAAUCCAAACAGCGUAUGUGGAAACACUUGAGGAGCUAGGCUGGAUGGAUGCAACCUCCAAGGAGAAGGCCAGAGAGAAGGCCAUGGCCAUCAAAGAGCAUAUUGGCUAUCCAGAUCACAUUCUGCAAGAAGAUAACCAGAAACUGGACCAAGAGUAUGCUCACUUGAAUUUUAGCGAGGAACAAUACUUUGAGAACAUUCUGGAGAAUCUCAAGUCUGCGGCCCACAAGAGUUUGAAGAAGCUCAGAGAGCCGGUGGAUCCUAACUUGUGGAUCAUCGGUGCUGCAGUGGUGAAUGCUUUUUACUCUCCCAACAGAAACCAGAUCGUGUUUCCCGCGGGCAUCCUGCAGCCACCUUUCUUCAGUAAACAUCAACAGCAGGCUUUGAACUUUGGUGGAAUCGGAAUGGUCAUCGGUCAUGAGAUCACGCAUGGAUUUGAUGAUAAUGGGCGUAAUUUCGACAAGGACGGCAACAUGCUCAACUGGUGGAGUAAUUACUCGGCAGAACAUUUCAAGGAGCAGUCACAGUGCAUGGUGCAGCAGUACGGGAAGUUCAACUGGAAACUUGCUGGCGGACAAAACGUGAGCGGAAUCAGCACUUUAGGGGAGAACAUAGCUGAUAACGGAGGGGUUCGGCAAGCCUAUAAGGCUUACCUUAAGUGGGUGGAGACAGAAGGAGAAGAGCCUCGUCUGCCUGGUCUAGACAUGGAUCACAAGCAGUUGUUCUUUCUUAACUUUGCCCAAGUUUGGUGCGGGGCGUAUCGACCCGAAUAUGCCAGCCAAUCCAUUAAGACAGACUCUCACAGCCCUUUAGAAUACAGGGUUCUCGGUUCACUCCAGAAUUUUGAAGCCUUCUCAGAGGCGUUCCAGUGCCAGAAAGGGAGCCCGAUGAACCCAGAGCAAAAAUGUCGCGUCUGGUAGUAGAUUUUUGCUGUGACAACUAACUGAAAGGAGACACUGUCUUCAUGCUGACAACUGCAACGGGCUCAUUUAUUUGGGGUGACGCCGAGUAUU